Messenger RNA from Gryllus bimaculatus (two-spotted cricket), 4555 nucleotides. NCBI's taxonomy places the organism in Eukaryota, Metazoa, Arthropoda, Insecta, Orthoptera, Gryllidae. The record is from the annotation of a GenBank genome assembly.
CAUUUCCUCUGAUAAGCACUCCACAAGGUCUAACUUCAGUAUUGUUGCUGAGUUCACUGUACAUGUAUGAGGAAAUUGGUCCUUAUUAAAGUUUCAUCUUGUUUUGAAAGAUCAAUGCUUUAAUCAUGACAGAUUCAUUCAAGUUAAGAAUUGGUUUGAAGUUUGUGUUGAGGAUUCUGUUGGUGCCAUUUCCUGUGCUCCAUUCCAUUGGAGAGUGAUUACAAUAAUCAUUGAUAAUAUGGUGAAGAAACAACUUCCUCAUUAACUUGGGAAGUAGGCAAUGUACUUUUUAUCAGUUGUCAAGGAGACUUAAUUGAAAAAAUUUAGUUGACAGAGAAAAUAUGAAUAUGGUAUCACCUUUAGUACUUCUUUUUCUGCUGUUACCAGUUUAUGUGGAAGAUUCAGCAGCAUCUACUCUUUCGUUGACAAGAGUUAGAAGAUAUGCAUCACCUGUUAGCUCAAAAGAAACUGGAGGUACUGAAGAAUCAAAUCCAAUAAAUUCAAUUGCAGUGUCCAGUACUACUUUCCCCAAGGAUGAUGAAAAUACAACACAUAUAUAUUCUGAAACAAAUGUACCAGAUUCAGAAAAUUAUACUGAUAUAAGUGAUGCUUCCAAUAGAUCAUCUCCAUGGAAUCUAGAAACUCAAGUGUCUUCAGAACCUCCUGUUAAUAAUUCACAUGAUUCUAACUUUACUACUACAGAAAGUUCAGAACCAGUAGAAGGAACUGAAGCGUCUUCAGAACCCCCUGAACCUCUUGUUAAUUCAAAUGAUUCUAACCUUACUACUACUGAAAGUUCAGAGCCAACAGAAGAAACUGAAGUUUCAAGUUCUAUAGCAACUACUGAAUCAGGAGUUAUUGACAGUUCAGAUGGUUCAGAGUCUACAAUAGACUCCAUAGACAUUUUUACAGACUCUACAUCAGAUUUAACAAAAGUCUUUACGUCAGAUACAUCAGUCUCAGCUGAAACACCUUCAGACAUGACUCCAGAUACAUUAGUCUCUACAACAACAACAACAACAACAACCACAACAACAGAGAUUUCAACAUCGGUUAUGCCAACUUCAACAGACAUGUCAACAACAGACACCCCAACAACGGACAUCCCAACAACAGACACCCCAACAACAGACACCCCAACAACAGACACCCCAACAACAGACACCCCAACAAAAGACACCCCAACAACAGACACCCCAACAACAGACAUACCAACAACAGACAUGCCAACAACGACUGACACGCCAACAACAACAGACACGCCAACAACAACAGACACACCAACAACAGACAUGCCAACAGGCAAGCCAGAUGAAGAAGAAGGCAGAUUAAAAUCUGGAACAAUUGCUGCCAUCAUUGUAACCAUUUUGCUUAUUGGAAUUGGCAUAGUUUUAUUGACUGCUCAUCGUUAUGGAAAAUUGCGAUGGCCUCCUCAAAAUCUCUUCUCAAAUGGACUUACAGAUCCCAUUCGUCCUCAGCCUGUGACUUUAAAGAAAUUUCCUGCACACUGCAGUGAUAUGCUAAACAUUACGUCAAAGCUGAGUCAUGAAUAUCAGUUGUUAGCAACUUUGAGUUUAGAUAUAUAUGCAACAGAAAGCUUCGUAGCUGGUCAACUACCUGACAACAAAAGUAAAAACAGAUAUGUCAACAUUCUCCCCUAUGAUUCUACUAGAGUCAAACUGGCAUCUGAUGGUGAUGAUUUCUACAGUGAUUAUAUUAAUGCUUCCUACAUUAAAGGUUAUACCAACGAAAUAGAAUAUAUUGCAACUCAAGGUCCCAAAGAAGACACAUGCAGAGACUUUUGGAAAAUGGUGUAUCAAGAACCAAUUAAAGUUAUUAUUAUGGUGACACAGUUAGAAGAACAGGGCAAACCAAAGUGCUAUAAAUACUUUCCCAAUUUAAGAGAAAACCUGGAAUUUGAAGAUAUUAUUGUUCGAUGUACUACUGAGCUACAUUUUCCAAUAUAUACAUCUCGAACUCUUAUUUUAACUAAGGGAGAGAGAAAACGAUCAAUCAUUCACCUACAUUUCCGAGAAUGGCCAGAUUUUGGUUGCCCAGCAACUCCUGACUUAAUGCUUCAGUUUUGUCAAGUUAUGAGGCAUAACAUUGUUCUUGCUCAACCCGGAAUUACUUUAAUUCAUUGCAGUGCUGGAGUGGGUCGAACUGGAACUCUUAUUGCUGUUGAUAUUUUAUUACAACAUAUAAAAGAAAACAAGAAAAUAGAUAUAUUUGGAACUGUAUAUAAAUUGCGAAAGCAUCGAAUGAAUAUGGUUCAAUCUGAGGCUCAAUACGUGUAUAUAUACAAAUGUAUAAAAGAAGCAUUAGAAGACCCUUCUUAUUUAUCUAGUGUCCGACGUGGUAGGGGAUUAUUUUUCCAAUCAGAAUCUUGUUGCAGCUUAUUAAAUUUCACAGAAAUUGAAAAUUCAUCAACAACAUCAUUGGAACCAAUAUAUGAAAACAUUGAGUGUACUCGGCUUUCAACAGUGUCAAGUAAAAUCAUUCCUGAUACUGUCGUUAAUGAAAGUGAAUGUGCCUUAUGAAUGCUGCUUUUUAGUGAAUAAACAUUUCAGUUUUGUUGUAAACAAUGCUGUGAUUGUAAAUAUUAGUAUAAGUUUGUGAAUAAGUUAUAAAAACUGUCCUUACAGAACACUAUUGUAUUAUAUACAUUUGAAUUGUGUGUACAUUAAUAUUUAUUUAUUUUUUAAGGUCUUCCUUUUUAGAUGCCAAACAAGGUACUUGUGAAAAGAGUAAUUAUUUUUAAAUAUAAUACAGUAUUUUUAUAUUAAUAAAGAAUAUUCUACAAAGUCUAAUUUAACCGUAGAUAUAAAUAAUGAUAUUGGUUGGCUCUCUGAAACCCUUAAUCAAUAGAAAUAGUAGACAGAAUCUAUGAUAUCAACUUUGUUUUCUCCAUGAUGUACAUAUCAAUGACUAGUAAAUGCAGCCAUUACAAUGAUUCAAUAACAGUACAUUUGUGAAUUAUCUUUAUUCAAGAAACAAUCAAAAUCAGUGUAGUUAACAUUGUAAUAUAUCUGAAUUCAUAUUUUUAUUUCUGAUACGAUUGAUCUCAAAUAAAAACAAUUUGCAAUUAUAGAAAUGAUUUGAUAUUUCCAGUAUUUUGGAGUAUUAGAGAAAUGUUACUGACGACAAUGACAUCAGUAUUAAAUACUAUGUUCAUCUGGAAAAUUAUCAUUCAUGAAUCAGAAUAUUUUUGGUGUCAAUUUUUUUAUGUCAAUGGCAAAUUAAAUUAAACAUCAAUAUAUUCAUUUUUAAGUUUUUCACAACUUUCCUUCCCACUACUUUGUAUUGCUAUGUAUGAAAUAAUGAACAUUAUAUUUUUGUUUAACUUUCUUUUCUUGUUUAUUCUGUUAUAAUAAACAUAAAUAUGUUUGCUGGUAUAUGUUAUUCAAGAAAUAGAAACUCUUAUGACAUUGUUUAACAUUUUGUUGUGAGAUUUUUCAUUUCGUUAAACUUAGUUAUGAAUUGUUGAAUGGUCACGAACAUGAAGUAACUACAGUUACUAUAGCUACACAUACUUCUUAUAACUGAUCUUACUGUAAUAUUAAUGUAAUAAUAUGGAAUAAAUAUUGUAAUAAAAAUUUAAAUCUUUGAUGAAACUGUAGUUGAAGUAUAACUGCACUUACUAUAAUGUUAAUGUACUAAUUAGAAUAACUAGUUAUUACAUUAAUACAUUACAAAGAUUUAAAUUUUUUUAGCCAUACAAAUCCAAAUACUGUCUGUCCAGAAAAACUGGCAAAUAUAUGGACAAUCAUAUCAUGAACACCAAUAUUUGUGACGAAUUGGAAGAUGGAACUGAAUGUCCCCUCUCUUGUUUUAAACCCAAAGAUUAGUGAAUUCUACCUCUUUGUCUUCUUUAAAGUUUGCUGAGAUUACAUAAAUAUAUUUGACAUGACAGAUACUCAGUGUUGAUUAACAUAAUUUUAUGUAUUGCUUCAUGCUACUGAAUGUCAUUCCUAAAGUGGAAAUUUAUAGUGGAGUACUUUUUUUUAUUGUAAUAAAAUAUGUGCCAUAGUCAAUUUAAUAGUGACUUUGUAUAUUUAGUGCUCUAAAGUUAACUUUUCUUUUCCCACUGAAUCCAAAACAAGUAUGGUAGCAUCAUUAAAUAUAAAUGUUUUUAUUUCAUUAUUAAAUUCAUUUUACAUUACCAAAUUUUGAUGUGUCAUGAAAAUGUUUUAUAAACAUACUGUAUUAAUUGAAGGUAAUACUUUAUUUAAUUUCUAAUAAAACACAUUACCAAUACUCAUAAAUAUAAUCACUUCCAUAACACAUUGCUACUUAGAUGUGUCAUUAUUGAUCUCUGCUGAGUAUGUUAUUUAUUACUUUUGAGAAAUGUAGAGAUUUCAGAAUGAUUUUUGUAUUGUGUUGUGAGUAAAAUAUUGUAAAGCGUAAUUGCUAUGCUUUAUUCUCUUUUAACAAAGAUGAUAUCAAAGACCAAUUUGACAAAAAAUUUUAAAAGGAAUAUAUGUUUCAAGAUGGCAAUGAAGAAAAUUUAUUUGUCAUUAUAUUAUAAAAGAAAUAAAUGACAAUUAUUUUAAAA